Pseudozyma flocculosa PF-1 is the source of this 3111-nucleotide messenger RNA. RefSeq lists its product as uncharacterized. Gene Ontology annotation, molecular function: metal ion binding. The record is from RefSeq and is a predicted model, not a curated record. Lineage: Eukaryota; Fungi; Basidiomycota; Ustilaginomycetes; Ustilaginales; Ustilaginaceae. The coding region runs from base 1 to 3111 and encodes 1036 amino acids. The transcript has 6 exons.
AUGCAUUGCAGCUCAGGACAGCAGUUUGCCGUCAUCGGCCCAUCGGGCGAUGAUCUACACCGCCCCGCCAACCACUUCAUCGGCGCCACCGGGCGCAUCAUUAAGACCUGCUGCCGCUGCCGAGGCAUCGACCCGCCCCCCGUCGGCCGGUCCGCCGCGGACCGCACGCCCCCGCCGCCAGAGCAGUACGCCACGCAAGCGGCUCUGACAGCAUCCCUCGGCGCGCUCCAAGCCCAGGUCGACGAGCGCCUCGACGCACAACAGGCCACCUUGGAGCGCAUCGUCGCGCUGCUGGCCUCCAACGACGCCGGCCGAAUCCAGCCCGACUCCGGCGCCCAACCACGCCUUCCCCCCGCGGCCGGUGAGUUCGACGCCGCGGUCACCGCGACCGCCCGCAUCUUCCCUUGGGUCGCGCGAGAGACCGUCGACCUCGUCGGCCGCGAUCUGCUCAAGCCGGAGCAGCUGAUCAAGCUGCGCAACCCCGAGAGCGCCAUCUCUCGCGAGCCGCCUGCCGCGGGUAGCCUCGUCCUCGAGGGUGGGUUCCUCAACGUCCGCGAGGAUACCCAGGCCACGAAGACGUCGGCGUUCCUCAGGGCCGUCCCGUCCCUCCCUGCCCUCUGCCAACUGUGGUGGACCUACGUCGGCAUCCGCGCCCAGUUCGUCGCGCACUCGGACCCGUCGAUGGUGAGCGCGCUGUGCGCGUAUAUGGAGAACCUCAUCGAGCUCGACGCCCUGUACCAGUACCCCGCCCUCGUCAACUACCACCUCGCCGUCUGCCGGAAACGCUUCGGCGUCGCCUCCGCGGCCGAUUGGGCGCUCCUCGACACCACGGCGAGCAGCACCUACCUUCAGCCGUUCCGCAAGACCGCCCCCUCCCCCGCCGCGCCGGCCUCGACUUCGCGCGCCACCCACGCCCCGUCUCGGCCCGCCGCCGGCCCGUCCAAGCCCGCCGUCAACCCGUCCGAACCGUGCGAGAAGUUCAACCUCGGAAAGUGCUCCCGCCCCGGCUGCCCACGGGCCCACGUGUGUCUCAGUUGCCGCUCCGCGGAUCACGGCUUGGUCACCUGCAACGCCGGCGGAAAAACCCGACCCCGCACCGGUGGCAACCCGCACCUCGGCUUGCCAGCCCCCAACAGGCACCUCGGCCCGCCAGCCCCCAACCGGCACCUCGGCCCACCAGCCCCCAACCGAUACCCCGGCCCGCCAGCCCCCAAUCGGCACCUCGGCAUCGGCGCAGGCCGCCGACGCUGCCUCGGCCCCGCAGCCCCCAACCGCGUCGCAGCCUCGCCAGCUCCCAACCGGCCCGACAAGGCCUCGCCAGCCCCCAAUCCGGCCGCUCUCGCCCCUCGCCCGAGCAUUCGUCUCAUCCCGCCGCCGCCGCGGCCCAACACCACGUGCGCGCUGCCGGUCUUCGACCCAGCCGACUCGCCUGCGACCCUCGGCUCGCUUCGGGCCGAACGGUGGGAGCCGCUCCUCGCGCUCUACCCCGACCCAGAGUACCGGGCCCAGGUGCUCGGCGCGCUUCGGCACGGCAUCAAGCUCGGCUACGCCGACGACGGGCCGCUGCGCACCGCGACCCGCCUCGACGUCGGCAACCUGCCGAUGGACGACGAGGAUCGCGUCCACGUGCGCCGCGAAAUCGCGGCUCGACUCGCCGAGGGACGCCUCCGCCUCGUCCUCAAUCCCGAAGCCGAGCGACUGGUCUGCUCCCCCCUCGGCGUCGUCCCGAAGCCCAACAGCGACAAGCGCCGCACCAUCUACCACCUGUCCCACCCCCGCCUCCCCGCCGCCCUCCCCUCGGUUAACGCGGGCAUCGUCGACUCCUUCGUGCGCAUCGAAUACGAGUCCCUUGACAAGCUCCUUGACUUCGUGCGCGACAACCCGUCCGCCAGUCUGUGGAAAGCCGACCUCGAAGACGCCUUUCGGCACGUCAUCACCUGCCUCGCCGACGCUCGCCUGAUGGGCAUCAGCUUCGACGGCGAGCACUACAAGGAAUGCGCGCUCGCCUUCGGCGGCAAAUCCUCGCCGUGGCUCUUCAACCUGCUAGCCGAGUUCCUGCAUUGGCUAGCCGAGCUUCUACUGCAGCCGAAGGCGCACGUGGCGUCCCCCGUGUCUCACUACCUCGACGACUUCUUCGGCGCGACCGCCGCGGGCACGGACCCCUUCCGCCCCGUCGCGCUGCUCUCCCUCGCUGCCGAGGCGCUUGGGUUCAAGAUCUCGGCUAAGAAGACCUUCUGGAACCGCACGCGCCUCGAAGUCCUCGGCGUCGACGUCGAUUCGGUCGCCCAAACCGCCUCGGUCACGCCCGAGCGCCGCGCCCGCCUCAUUGCGCUCUGCGAGCGCAUGCUGGCCCGCGGCCGCGCCUCGCUCCUCGAACUGCAGCGGGUGGCUGGCCACCUGCAAUUCGUCACGCGCGUGGCCCCACAUGGCCGCGCGUUCCUCCGCCGCCUUCACGACGCCGCAAAAGCUCACCGCGCGGCCCCGUGGGGACGUCGCCUCAGCAGCGCGGCUAAAGCGGAGCUCCGCUGGUGGGUCGGCACGCUGCACACGUGGGACGGGGUCUCACUCCUGCAGCCAUCGCCCUUCGUGGUCGAGCACGUGUGGACCGACGCGUCCAAGCGCCUCAUCGGCGGCCAUUGCGGCCUUGCCGAGCGACCUUCGGCGGUCUUCUCGCACGAGCUCCCGCGGAAGCAUCGCUCCAAGGACAUUCGCUUCCUCGAAGCGCUCGCCGUCCUUGAAGCCUUGCGCCGCUUCUCCCCGGCGUGGGGCGGCCCACGCCGCGUCAUGCUCUACGCGACAACGAGAACGUCGAUUCCCCGCCGCGUACAACCUGCUCAACUCCCGCCGACCUCGCUGCCUACCCGACAGCUCAGCCGACCGCCGUCCGGGUUCGCCUCCACCGUCGGUCUCUCCCCGGCCGCCGCCUCGCUACUCUGGAACGGCCUCGCCGCUUCGACCCGCUCCCGAGCCAGCGGCACGUGCGCAGCCUUCGCGGCCUUCGCGGCCCGAGCCUUCCGCGCUUCCGAGCCGUUCCCCGCCACCGAGCGCAUGCUUGCCGAUCUUCUGCGCGGCGUUCUGCCUCGCCUUCGCGUGCUUCCUCCGCGCCGGUGA